AUGGACGAAUUCUUCGUCCAACUCGCCAAAGAGCGCCCCCAACUGACACACGAGGACAUUCGUAACGCAGCGCAACGUCUUCCGUUCAAACAGCACAUGCUGGACGCCAUUCGACUCGCAGUGGAUGACUUCGGAGCCACAUGCAAGAUCGUGAGUGACUCCACGGUCUUCGGUGUUCAGAGUUUUCUCGAACGUCACGAUCUGGUCGGUCGAGUGAGUGAGGUGGUGGCCAACCCGACGCACUUUGAAGACGGAGGCAAAGUGUUGAGAGUGAGGCCUAACCAGGGUGACCAUGUCGCUCCACAUGGCUGUCAAGACUGCGCCACCAACUUGUGCAAAGGUGUUGUGCUGGAUCGGAUCCUGCAGCAACAUCGGUACUCAAGAGUGCUGUAUGUUGGUGGAGGGGUCGAAGAUUUUUGUUCGUCGACGAGAUUGGCAAUGGACGACGUCGUGUUUGCUCGCGUGAGUGGGAAGAACGAGUUAUUGACGCUGCUGAACGAGAAUCCUGACCAGAUUCAGGCGCAUAUUCGCCAGUGGAGGACGGGAGAGGACAUCCUCGCGUACUUCCGAAGCUUUUUCUAUCGUCAAUACCCUGAAUGUCAACUGCUGGUGGUUUUCGAUUUUGACGACUCGUUAGUGAACGAGGACUCGGAUGUGUUCGUGUUCGGGUCGCUCCACCCAGAGUUGUGUCAAACAGUGUAUGAACGACACGCUAAGAAGCCGAUAUGGCCGAGCGUGUUCGAUGAUAUGCUCCAGGUUUUGUCGAGCGAGAAGCCUCACGUGACGCCUGAGUUGAUUCGUGACGCGGUGGCCCAGAUUCCGAUCCAAGCUCGUAUGAUUGACGCUAUCCGUAUGGCAGUGGAAUUGUUCGGUGCGGAGGUCAAAGUCAUCAGCGACGGCAACACAUUCUACAUCGAGAGUAUGUUGCAACAUCGAGAGUUGAGUGAACACGUCAAGGAAGUGUUUGCCAACCCUGUCGAGCAUGAAACCUUAGACGAUGGACGCACCAGACUUCGUAUCCGUCCGUACCACGCCGAUCAUCUCGAUCCACAUGGAUGCACGUGGUGUCCUACAAACAUGUGCAAAGGCAGCAUUUUGGAUUCGAUUCGCAACGGGAAAUCCUACUCCCGCGUGAUUUAUAUUGGCGACGGCACUGGAGACUUCUGCCCGGCAUCUCGCCUAACAGAGAAUGAUGUGGUGCUUGCGCGGUCACACCUCGUUAAUGGGAAUGCGUACGGUUUACAGAGAAGAAUCAACGAAAACCCUGGUGUCGUACACGCUCCCGUCGUGUCUUGGAGCACAGGAUACGACAUCUACCGUCGAUUCGCUCAGUUCUGUCCGUCUCCGUACGUCAUUCCUCGUGUAACCCCGCGAAUCUCCGGCAGCGUUUUGGUCGUGUUUGAUUAUGACUGGUCGUUGGUCAACGAGAACUCGGACACUUUCAUCUUCCAGCAAUUAUAUCCCCAACUUCUUGAUACAUUGCGGGAACGACGCAAGACGCAGCCAUCGUGGACGAAGAUCAUGGACGAUAUGCUUGGCGUGCUAGCAGAAGACAAAGCGAACAUUACUUCGGACACGAUACGAGCCACAGUGGCCCGUGUUCCUAUUCAAACGCACAUGCUGGAUGCUCUUCGUCUCGCUGCUGAGAUACACAGCGCCGACGUCAAGAUUGUCAGUGACGCGAACUCUGUGUACAUCGAGAGUAUGCUGGAACAUCAUGGCUUGACACAGGAUGUAAGCGAGGUCAUCACAAACCCCGCUUCAUUCGAGCUAGAGGAGAAUGGGUGCAGUCGUCUUCGUGUCCGUCCGUACCAUGGAGAAGCGUAUGAACCUCAUGGCUGUAAAUGGUGCCCCACGAACAUGUGCAAGGGUCGAAUUGUUGACAUCCUGCGUAAUGCACAUUCAUACACGUCUGUGCUGUACGUUGGCGAUGGCUCGGGCGAUUUCUGCGCAGCGACGCACCUGACAAAGAAUGAUGUCGUAUUUGCACGCGCGGAUGAAGCAAACGGCAGAGCCUAUGGGUUGCAGAAGCGAAUUGAUAGCAAUGCUGAAAUGGUGAAGGCGGCUGUGGUUCCCUGGAGCACGGGCGACGAUAUCUAUCGUCACUUUGCGCAGUUUUUUCACGCGCCACCUCAGUGA
Messenger RNA from Phytophthora infestans T30-4, 2139 nucleotides. Its product is annotated as pyridoxal phosphate phosphatase, putative. The record is from RefSeq and is a predicted model, not a curated record. Gene Ontology annotation, molecular function: phosphatase activity. Bases 1 to 2139 code for a protein of 712 amino acids. NCBI's taxonomy places the organism in Eukaryota, Oomycota, Peronosporomycetes, Peronosporales, Peronosporaceae. The transcript has 5 exons.